Phytophthora nicotianae INRA-310 is the source of this 2107-nucleotide messenger RNA. RefSeq lists its product as hypothetical. The transcript is spliced from 2 exons. Lineage: Eukaryota; Oomycota; Peronosporomycetes; Peronosporales; Peronosporaceae. The record is from RefSeq and is a predicted model, not a curated record. The coding region runs from base 52 to 357 and encodes 101 amino acids.
GUGGCUGGAAACGCAGUCAUCUUGGACCGCAUAAUUGAAACGCGAGUCAUCAUGGAGCAGCCCGUUGAUAAGGAGACAGCCAAGGCCAAGUUCCGCUCGUCGCGUCUGUCCUGGAGCAACCAGGCUGAGCACAAACUGAAGCAAGAGUUGAGUGACAUCGCCAUCGCCAAGUGCCGCAGCGUGUCGGAGAAGUUUGCCGAGUGCGCGAAGGCCAACGGUCUCAUGGUAGCCUUCAAGUGCCGUGACCACAACAAGGCGCUCAACGCCUGCUUGCAUCAAUACACCAACGACGAGCAGUUCGAGAUCUACCGCAAGAGGCGCGAGAAAGAAAUGCUGCAUGAAGAGAAGGCCAAUUAGACCUGCACUAGCUGCACUAACCACCUCUGUAAGCGUCAGCAUUUCAUUAGAACAGAGAAGUUAACCCUCGUCUGUUGUUAUGGCGGCUAUUCAACCUACUUACUGCUUGCGCUGUCGCAGUCCACUGGCAGGGGCGGCGUCCACUGGAAAGUUAGCGAGAACCUCCUUGGCCGUAGCCAUAGCCUCCGUGGCAAUGAUCUUGCACGCAGCCUCCAGCUCCUUAGGCGAGUGAAUAGCAGUCACAGACACACGAAGACUGGGCAGCGGCUCCAGCGUCUGGUGGGUCUUGUAUCGCGGCGAGCAGAUAGCCACACCCUUGGCCAGGCACUUCUGCAUAACCGUAUCGCACACUUUACGCUGCAGAGCACGCUGGUUCUCCUCACUACCGACACGAGCCACAACUUCAGGCAAUAGACGCAGGUGCAGGAUGGGGGAAACAACAGCCUUGGAGAGGCUGUACACGCCCUGAACGCCUGCAGACAGAGAGUCAUGCGCGAGCUUAGCAUUGUCACGAAGCUUGGUGAAGAGCUCCGGCUCGUUCUUCAUAAUGCGGAUGGCUUCUGAGCAGCAGGCAGACGUGAAAGGUGGGGCCGAGGCCGAGAACACGUAGCCGGCACUGUUAAUACGUUGGUAGUCCACAACCUCCUGCGAACCCGUGCUAAAGCCGCCCACACUGGCAGUAGAACCAGCCAGCGAACUGCAGAUGAUAGCCACCUCCGACACGUCCAUACCGUAGUGUUCCGUCAGUCCACGGCCAGAUUUGCCUAAUACACCGAACGAAAAGCUUUCGUCCAGGAAGAGACGGAAGAAAUAUUUGUUGCACAGCUCCACUAUGUGAGGCAGGUCAAUCAUGUCGCCGUGGUUACGGAAAAGCGCCUCGGUCACAACAUAACGGCGUUGGCAGUCCGAGCCGCGCUUCUUCCGUUUAUCCUCGUCACGCACGCUCUUCAGUACACGCUCCAGAUCUUCCAGGUCGUUGUGCUUGUAGUAGAGAACAGUGCAGCGUGCCAGGUUAGCGCCCACCAGGAUCGAGUCGUUGCAGCCAUCGUCCAUGACGAUGAGGUCACCGCGCUUAGCAAAGGCCGGUAACACUGAUGAUGAGGUGGCUUCCGUGUCCGAAAAGGUGAUCGAGUCGGUCGUUCCCAUCAUCUGCGCGAUGUCUUUCUCGAGGAUCUCGUGCGUGUCGAUAGUGCCGUAGAAACCACGAGGUCCACAGGAGCCGCAGCCGUACUUAGUGAGUGUCUUGACAGCGACCUCUUUGAGUUCAGGGCGCGAGCCUAGGCCGAGGAAGUCGAAGGUGGCCAGGUUGAGCAGUGGCUUGCCAUAGCCCUGCAGUUUGAUGUGCGUGUCGGGCGUGGCCUCGACGAUACCGAUAGGCUUGGACUUGUUGACGUCCACGACGGCGUUGGGCGGGAUGAUGGGCUCGGGAGUCCACUCCUCGCACAGAUCAUCGAUCUCGCGCUCCGACAGUUUUGCGGCCGCGCCUUUGGGCUUGUCACGCUUGACGAACGUGAUGUAGAUGACGAAUACGAUGAGGAACGUCUCGAUGAUCACGUGUUCGGGACUGCGCUCGUAGAUGGAGCGGAUGUACUCGUAGUAGGAGCUGGGCGCGUUCGCGAAUGCCGCCUUGAUCUUGACGGUAUCCAGACUCAGCAGCGCCUAGCAGGUUAUCAUUCGCACAAAAUCAUUAGUAGAUCAUUAUAGGGCCUGUGAAAUCCGAUAACGAAAGAAACGGCGCUCACCUCCGCGA